Molecule: messenger RNA, 804 nt
Organism: Dermacentor albipictus
Lineage: Eukaryota; Metazoa; Arthropoda; Arachnida; Ixodida; Ixodidae
Source: RefSeq, a predicted model, not a curated record
UGUCCUGCCGGCUCUCCGCAAGAACACGUUGAAGCUCGAUCCGAGAGAAGAAUCCCCCUGUUUGAAGAACUACGUUACCAUGGCCAACCGGAAUGGUCAAGCCAUCCGAUGCCAGAGAGACCGGGGGAACCGGCGGCCACAUGCGCAGCCAUUGGGGGCGCUCCAGCCGCCCGCGUCGAGGAGGAGGCCGGUCCGUGUGGGCGGGCCGCCAGCCGUACAGCCGGCACGAGUUCCACCCCCGGUGUUUGGAGAGGCGGUGCCGAUGCCCGCUCCCACUGCUCUAGCACCACUGGCGUUUCCGGCUCCACCACUGUGGUCAACAACGUCGGUAAACCUCGUCGCGCCUAUGUGGGCCCCACCGGUGUUCCCAGCCCCUGCGCUGGUGUCAUCGGCCAUUGGUGCACCGCAAGCGUGGACAGUACUGGUACCUCCUGUCCCAUCGCAGGUGGCCCCAGGUGUGAUUGUGCGGGCACCACCACUGAUGGCAUACCCGCCGGUGGGGAUAAACGCAACGUGGGUUAUACCAGCGAGCGUUCCCGUAUCGUUGGUAGAACCGGCAAUGCCGACCACAUCGCUGCUGUCAGCCACAUCUCCACUGUCGUGGACGACCACCUACGAGACUGAGGACGAGUACGCCGUGAUCGAGAGCGCUGUCUUGUGGGUGACCGCCCCAGUUGCCACAGCCCGCUACUUCUAGCGCCUUUCAUCCUCCAUGAGAGCACCACCGACCGGCCGUAGGCGGAAAGCUUUAAUUUUUCUGAGGGAAGAGCUCGGACCCUAACAGUUUUCCGAACCCCUCCUCCA